AUGGUCAGAAAAAAGUGUGGGGGGUCUAAACCGAACAAUUACCUUAAUUUAUUUUUAGCAAUUAUUCACACUGUUGGUCCAAUUAUUAAUUUGGGGGUUAGUGAUUCGGAUAAGCAACUUCUUAGUAAUUGCUAUAAGAAUUCGAUGGAUCUGACACAUCAAAAUAAACUAAAGAGCAUUGCAUUCCCUUGCAUUUCCACAGGUAUUUAUCACUUUCCGAAAGAUGAAGCUUGUCAAAUUGCGUUGACAACUAUUAAGAAUUGGUUCAAAGAAAAUGAAGAUUCUUCAAUUGACAAAAUUAUCUUUUGCGUGUUCAACGAGCAAGACGAGGAAAUUUAUAAGGAAAAUAUUCCCAAUAUUAUUGGAGAAUAA
Messenger RNA from Meloidogyne enterolobii, 372 nucleotides. Lineage: Eukaryota; Metazoa; Nematoda; Chromadorea; Rhabditida; Meloidogynidae. The record is from the annotation of a GenBank genome assembly.